AUGGCGGCCAGCAGGAGGCUGAUGAAGGACAACCCUCCAUAUGAUAAGGGGGCCUUCAGAAUCGAAAUCAACUUUCCAGCACAGUACCCAUUCAAACCACCGAAGACCACAUUUAAAACAAAGAUCUAUCACCCGAACAUCGAUGAAAAGGGGCAGGUCUGUCUGCCAGUAAUUAGUGCUGAAAACUGGAAGCCAGCAACCAAAACUGACCAAGUAAUCCAGUCCCUCAAAGCACUGGUGAACGACUCCCAGCCCGAGCACCCACUUCGGGCUGACCUAGCUGAAGAAUACUCUAAGGACCGUAAAAAAUUCUGUAAGAAUGCUGAAGAGUUUACAAAGAAAUACGGGGAGAAGCGACCUGUGGACUAA
Zalophus californianus (California sea lion) is the source of this 369-nucleotide messenger RNA. RefSeq names its product ubiquitin-conjugating enzyme E2 L3-like. Gene Ontology annotation, biological process: ubiquitin-dependent protein catabolic process; protein K11-linked ubiquitination. The coding region runs from base 1 to 369 and encodes 122 amino acids. Gene Ontology annotation, cellular component: nucleus. The record is from RefSeq and is a predicted model, not a curated record. Lineage: Eukaryota; Metazoa; Chordata; Mammalia; Carnivora; Otariidae. The transcript has 2 exons. Gene Ontology annotation, molecular function: ubiquitin conjugating enzyme activity.